AUGGCUCCUGUCAUAUCAUCCCCAACACCCAUCGUUGGGGUGAAGACCGCGGGUGGUAAGCCCGCCCAACGUCUCCCGAUCGAUGUGUUUCAAACCCAACACGAGUUCGCAUUCGCGCUCUACGUCCAGGCGCUUGCUGCGUGGCAGAAGAAUGGCAACGAGAAGUUUGACCAGGACAAUGCUAAUGGGACAAGCUACUUUCAGGUCACAGGUGUUCACGGUGUUCCGUAUGUGCCGUGGCAGAAGGACCCCACUGCGGGAUCAGUCACUACCGUUGGGUACUGCACGCAUCGCAGUGUUCUCUUCAUUCCGUGGCACCGACCGUAUCUGAUGCUCUAUGAGCAAAUCAUAUUUGCUUAUGCCCAAGAAAUCGCCGCAAAGGCGUCUGGUUCCGCUGCAGACGCAUACAAAGCGGCACUCCAGGAUGUCCGACUGCCGUAUUGGGACUGGGCAUCUGAUCCCCAUCUCCCAGCCGUGACGAUGUCCCCGGACAUCACGCUCACUGUCCCAGGGAAGACGCCCGGGGCAAAGGAGACUCUCCGUCUUCCACACAAUCCUCUUUAUUCCUACCAAUUCACGUCCGAUUGGGCUACUCGUACCAUUCAGACGGAGAUGGGGUGGCCUUCUACUGGUGCGUGGGCAGAAUCCAAGCGAUGCCCGGAUGCGAACGGAAACAAUCACCAGGAAAUCGCGAACGCUCAAAUCGCCAGAGUCGCCAAACCCUUCAGGGCUUCCACGUUCGAUGCUCUCACAAAUGUCACCAAUUUUGACCAGUUUACCUGCCAGGCCUGGAGACCCAAGCAGCCAGUCAAGGCAUACAACUCGGUGGAGAGCAUGCACAACACCAUUCACGAUUACACCGGCACGAACGACUCCGUCGACCAGAACAAGCAGUACGGCAACAUGUCUGAUGUCCAGGCCAGCUCGUUCGACCCGAUCUUCUGGCUCCACCACGUCAACUGCGACCGUCUCACGGCCAUCUGGCAGGCAAUGAACCCCAACAACACCAUUGACGAGUUCCCCUCGCAGACGGACCGGUUCGUCAAGCGAUCCGGCGCGGUUGAGGGAGGCACUUCGAACCUCGAGCCGUGGCACAAGACCUCGGCGCACUCUAUGACGGACUACUACGUCGCCAACGACACCAAGGAGCUGAUCAGCACGUUUGACGGCGGGUAUUACUACCCGGAGACGCCCUUGGACCUGCUCAAGAAGCCCGACCAGAUGAGGACAUAUGUCACGCAGCAGGUCUACAAUCUGUACGCCCCCGCCUCCUUUCGUCCGCCGGCACAGAAGCUCGCAGGCGCGGCCUCUACCAACGGCAAGUCCGCCAACGGGACGGCGGCAAAUGGCAAGUCUAACGACGGCCUUCCCCCGAUCAACAUCCGCCGCCAUCAGGGCUCAGCCCCGGCACACAACGGGACAACAAGUGCCAACCACAAUGGAACCAGUGCCAAUCACAACGGAGGCACCACAAACCACAACACCAACCACUGGCAGGUCUUCCUGCGGGUCAAGAACUUCGCGCUUACGGGGACCUGGGGCAUUCACGUCUUCCUGGGCGAGCUGCCCGCGUCGACGGCCGACUGGCUCCUGUCGGACAGCCGCGUUGGAACGGUGACGAUGCUGUCCAACCAGUCAAGGCAGAACUGCGCCAACUGCGUGGCCCAGGCUGAGGACGGCAUCCUCGUCACAGGCUCGGUGCCGCUGAACGAGGCGCUGGAGGAGAGAGGUGUGGACGUCGGCGACACCGCGGCUGUGGUGGCGUAUCUGAAGGACAACCUCUCUUGGAGGGUGGUUAAAGACACGCAAGACGUCCCUAUCACGGAUGACUUCGCCCUCACCGUCGGAGUCUCGGCCGAGCCCGUGUCCGUCUCAGGGUCGAAUACUGAGCUGCUUACCUGGGGCCAUUGCGAAGUGUUCCCAGAAGCGACUGCUGGCAAGAUUGGGGGUCUCAGCGCGCAGAACAGGGUCGAGUUAGACUUGUAG
Messenger RNA from Diaporthe citri, 1986 nucleotides. RefSeq lists its product as uncharacterized. The record is from RefSeq and is a predicted model, not a curated record. Lineage: Eukaryota; Fungi; Ascomycota; Sordariomycetes; Diaporthales; Diaporthaceae. Bases 1 to 1986 code for a protein of 661 amino acids. The transcript has 5 exons. Gene Ontology annotation, molecular function: oxidoreductase activity.